CAAGCUUUCACCUACUUAGGUGGUACAGUUUGUCAAUCCCAAUUGUGGGAUAUCUACUAGCGGAUCAUAAUAGCUAACUACAUCCCCAUAAAUGAAAGCAGAAGUUAAAAAUUUGUCUGUGACUAGGAAAUUAAGCAAGUUCCCAUGAAGCGGCAUAUUUAGAAAACAAAAGUUGUCCUCAAUUGAAUCAAAAACUGUCCAAUGAAUACAAACUUCCCUCCUUCUCGUCUUCAGGUGUCAAGUUUAUCCUGUAAAAAUAAGUGUGGUUUUUAUGGAAAUCCUUCGUGGGAUGGAUAUUGUUCCGUUUGCUAUCGUAACGCACAUCAAAAGCAAACAACACUCCGUCAAACGUCUACAGCUACAACAAAUUUGUCACAGAGCUCUGAUACAGAAGUUAAGCGCAAACAAAGCACUGGAAAAAACUCGACCAUCAAAAAUAUUUUCAAGGUUCCCCGAGAUGAUAGUCGUGAUCCAAAUCCAGUAAAUCCAGAAGAAUGUUUGCAAGCUGAACAAGAGUUUAAGGCCUUUCUGAACACUCUUCGAGCUUCUAUAAAUGCAGAUAUUUCCCGUCAUGUUUCAAAGCUUUUGGAACAGUUAGAACCUAUUCGUGGUUCAAAUAUUAAUCAGGCUUCAAUGAUUGUGCAAGAUUUUUACCACAACAUUUCCAACCGUAUUUCAAAUAAUCCUAUGUACUCAAGUUUAUCAGUACAAACCAGGGAUUCUAUACUAAAUUCAGUAGAGCGCUUUGUUACAACAUGGAUUUAUUUUUGGGCUUUUGCUUCCCCUACAACUGAUGAUGAAAAUGUAGACUUGAAAUUACAAGAAAAAAUUCGUUCAUUACACUGGGUAACUCCUUACCUACUUGAUUCUCCAAUCAAUCCAAAUUCCCCGGAAGAACUUACUCAUUUGGAUUUAGCUACAUUUGCUCUUAUCAAAGUGAAUACACUUCUAGCCUCUGAGGAUAAAUUGGAUCAAAUAGUUGAAUGCUGUCGCAGUGUCUUUGAUGCUUUAAAAGUUCACUAUCGAAAUUAUUCUGUUAAAACUCAAGAAUAUAUGUACAAUAAUGCUGCCACCAAUGAUGUAAACACUGGUACUAACAGUAAUAGUAAUAGUAAUACACCGUUGGGUUCUGUCUUCAAGCCAGGUAUGAAUAAUUCAACUCUACCGAAAACUUCUACUAAUCCUAUGCAUAAUACUGUCGAAGAAGAUAAUACUACAGCGAAUGCUGAUGAUUUCCUACCCACAUUAAUAUGGGUUGUCCUAAAUUCAAAUCCACCGUUGAUUUACUCGAAUUUACAAUUUAUUAUGCGAUUUGCUAAUCAGAAUAGAUUGAAUAGUGGAGAAGCUGGUUACUUCUUUACAAAUCUGUCAUGUGCUGUACAUUUUCUCAGAAAUCUAACACAUGAAUCACUUAGUUUAUCAGAAGAAGAUUUCGGCCGAUGUAUGCGGAAAGGUUUAGCACUGGUGAGACGUUCUGGUGAACCAUUAUCAGAGGGCGAGAAAAUGCUUACAGAGAAUGGGAUUCAUUUGGUGGAUCUAGAAGAUAGCCUUAACGAUUUAAACAAUAAAAUAGAAUCUGCUGAAUUAGAAAUGAAAAAAUUCCAUGAACACUUUCAAAAUGAAGUCAAUGAAAUACGAACAACUAUUCCAUUGAAGGUGAACACAGAUGAUUUAGAUCCACGACAUUUAGAAAAUCCUCACAUCCUUCUACUGGGACCACAGUGUAAACCUAAUCGACAAAAUCAAUCCUUACUAGAUACUGACUUGGAUGAGACAACCAAUCGUCUUCUACCUGAUCCUAUACUACCUGCUCCGUAUACGGAUGAUCAUUAUUCGAGAAAAGCUGUUUGAGAAAAGGUCUAUCAUCAUUGUGUGUGUGUGUGUGUAUAUGUACAAAAAAUGUGUGUAUUCGUAAUGCUAUUUAGUAAUUCUUGCUAUUUUUAGAAAUAAGGCUUGUGAAUAAUAUUACUUUCUUUUUAAUAUUUGAUUUAUCUAUAAACGAUUCCUAUUUCUCUUCAUAAAUAUAUAUAAACAUGCAGCAGCAUGUGCAUACUUAUACGUACAUGAGUGAUAUGACAAGUAAAUAAAUUAU
Trichobilharzia szidati is the source of this 2092-nucleotide messenger RNA. The record is from the annotation of a GenBank genome assembly. NCBI's taxonomy places the organism in Eukaryota, Metazoa, Platyhelminthes, Trematoda, Strigeidida, Schistosomatidae.